UCAAACGAGAUUUAUUAUUUUGUGAGAAAAUAAAAUAAUGUGUAUCAUAUUUAUUUAUUUAGUCUGAUAUGAUUUCUAUUGAUAUUGAUGGUCCAUCAACCAUGCUCAAUUCAAUUUGUGAAUCAAUAGUUAUAACUCAGGGUUCUGUUUAUUCAAAUAAUUCUUUAAAAUCUCAAUUAGAAAAACCAAUAUCACAAUCUAUAUCUAAUCAAUAUAGUGAACAUCUUCGAGCAUCUCAUCCAAUAAAAAAAGAUAAAGUUGAAGUGAUUGAUUCUUGGCAUGAUCAUACGAUUAUUAAUGGUAGUAGUACACCAUGGCGUAGUCCAUUUAAACCUACAAAAAAAAACUCAAUCAUCUAUAAACAAAUAAAAUUGACUCAUGAAAUUGCUCUAUCACCUAUUCCAAUAAUUAUUGAAAAAUGUUAUCAAACAACAGCAACAUCACCUAUAACAUUUCCACAAACAGUUGAUCGUUCAUCUCAAUAUAGUCCACCAAUGAAAUCUGAUCAAGGUUUACAAUGUUAUUUUGAAACAAUAACAUCUUAUACACAAGUAUCACCUUAUCAAAUACCCGGUUUAUUAAAAACACAAGAUGGAAUACAAACAUAUAAUAAUAAUAAUAAUAAUUCACAAUUUCAUACAUUAACAACACAUGGAACAAAACUUGAACGUAGUGCUGAUUCUGGUAUUCUUGUUGAUGAUAAUCAUCAUAUUCCACCUCGAAAAUCAAAUUCAAGUGUACAAGUUGAUAGAAAAAGUUCAUCAUCUGAUAGUGAAGAUACAUCUGAAUUAACUACACGUCCAAUUAUUAGACAAACAUCACCAUUAAUUAAUCAUACAUAUGAAAAUACAAUCAUAGAUAAUCCGAGUCUAAAUACAUCAACAACAGAAAUUGAACAAGAAAUUUCACAAUUAUGUCGUGAACGAGCUCAUAUACUUGAUUUACUUUCAUUAAAUUGGAGUCGAUCAAAUAUUUGGGUAGAAUUAACAGAAGCAAAAUUAAAUUAUAUUAUUGGAGAAACAGACGCUCUUCUUCGUGCACUUUCAUUUGAUUCCACAUCAGUUGAUAAUGAAACAGUUAAAUUAAAAAUGCAACAAUAUGAAGAAGAUAUGGCAGCAUUAACACGACAACAUUUAGUUGUUUAUCGUGAACGUUUAGAAGCAUCUAAAAAACAAUUAGAUAUUAAAAUUGAUGAAUUAGAAUUACGAAAAUCUUCAUUAGAAAAUCAUCCAACAAAUCGUAUAUCAACAUAUGAACAUACUCCACGUUUAAUCAAUAUCAAACGAUCAAAAUCAUUUUUAAGUACAAGUGCAGAAAAUUUAACAACACAAACAAAUCAAGAAAUUAUUGCCAGUCAUCCACAAUUACUUGAUGUAUCAUUUUUAACAUCAAAAACAUCCGGUCUUCCAUCACGUUUUACUGAUAAUCGAUCGAAUAAUAAUAAUAAUAAUCAUGAAACAAUUCGAACAAUUCAUCGACCAACACCACGUUAUCCUAUGUCAAAUAAUCCUAAAUAUGAUUAUAAUAAUGGAAAUUUAUCACAUAUGGAAGGUUUAAGUAAAAGUCAACAAGCAAUUUUAGAUGAAACAGAUAAACUUGUUAAAGAUUCACAACAAUUACAUACAGAAUCAGCAUCACAAUUUGAACGUGCAAGAGAAAGUUUAUUAUCAAGUGAAACACCAAUUCGAUUAGCACGUGCAAAUAUGGCUGCAUCACGUCUUGAAUCAUAUUCAGGAAAGAAAACUUAUUUACCAAAUGAUGUUACACUUGCUGAACUUUUUAAAUAUGAACAGUCAUUAGCAAAGGAAACAGCAAAAAAUACUCGACAACUUUAUACAAAAACAACGACAAAAUCUUAA
Molecule: messenger RNA, 1859 nt
Organism: Adineta steineri
Lineage: Eukaryota; Metazoa; Rotifera; Eurotatoria; Adinetida; Adinetidae
Source: the annotation of a GenBank genome assembly